Molecule: messenger RNA, 456 nt
Organism: Desarmillaria tabescens
Lineage: Eukaryota; Fungi; Basidiomycota; Agaricomycetes; Agaricales; Physalacriaceae
Exons: 4
Coding region: 1-456 (151 amino acids)
Source: RefSeq, a predicted model, not a curated record
AUGUCUUCCGUCGUCCUCCUUCAGUUUGGGUCAGACCCCUUCAGCUUUCGAUUCGAAGACCUCCAGGGUCGCCCUGCCUUUACCUUCAAUACGCCUCCAUUAUGGGUCCCGUCGAAUUCCUUCUUCUACUUUGGCCCUCGCACUUCGCCUGGAUACAUUGUCUACGGCAACAACCCCCUCAACCUCCCAAUGUCCCACCUCAUGCGUCAGGAGCGGGAUAAGAGCUCGUCCCGGUAUUUCACCUCACAGAGCGGGAAUAAUUAUAAAUGGAGAAUGUCCAACACACGGAUGGAGUGUAUGGAUGGUCGGACUCUCCUAGCUUCGUGGGAUCUCAGUUCGCCGGAGGAUGAUUUCCAUGCGCGGCUCACUAUCAAACCAUCCGGCCUCCACAUUGUCACAGAAAUUGUCACGACUCUGAUUCUAAAUCGAAUGGCCCAAGAUUUGAAUUGGCAGUGA